Messenger RNA from Mus pahari (shrew mouse), 2577 nucleotides. It is a transcript of the gene Atic, whose product is annotated as 5-aminoimidazole-4-carboxamide ribonucleotide formyltransferase/IMP cyclohydrolase. Gene Ontology annotation, biological process: 'de novo' IMP biosynthetic process. The coding region runs from base 95 to 1873 and encodes 592 amino acids. The transcript has 16 exons. Gene Ontology annotation, cellular component: cytosol. NCBI's taxonomy places the organism in Eukaryota, Metazoa, Chordata, Mammalia, Rodentia, Muridae. The record is from RefSeq and is a predicted model, not a curated record. Gene Ontology annotation, molecular function: IMP cyclohydrolase activity; phosphoribosylaminoimidazolecarboxamide formyltransferase activity.
CACGCCCCGCCCACUGCUUCCUGAGCCGCCGGACCCGGCCUGCCUGCCUACGCACGUGGCCUGUCGGUCCCCUGGCUCCGCGACCCGGCGCAGCAUGGCUCCCUCCCAGCUUGCCCUGUUCAGUGUGUCUGACAAAACUGGCCUCGUGGAAUUUGCCAGAAGUCUCGCGUCUCUUGGUUUGAGUCUGGUCGCUUCCGGAGGCACGGCAAAAGCGAUCAGGGAUGCUGGCCUGGCAGUCAGAGAUGUGUCUGAGCUAACGGGGUUCCCAGAAAUGUUAGGGGGACGUGUGAAAACCUUGCACCCUGCGGUCCAUGCUGGGAUCUUGGCACGCAACAUUCCAGAAGAUGCCGCUGACAUGGCCAGGCUUGAUUUCAACCUUAUAAGAGUUGUUGUCUGUAACCUGUACCCCUUCGUGAAGACUGUGGCUUCUCCAGAUGUGACUGUUGAGACAGCUGUUGAACAAAUUGAUAUUGGUGGCGUGACAUUACUGAGAGCUGCAGCCAAAAACCACGCUCGAGUUACAGUCGUCUGUGAACCAGAGGACUAUGUGGGGGUGGCUGCAGAGAUGCAGGGCUCUGAUAGUAAGGACACCUCCCUGGAGACCCGGCGCCACUUGGCCUUGAAGGCAUUCACUCAUACUGCUCAAUACGAUGAAGCGAUUUCAGAUUACUUCAGGAGACAGUACAGUAAAGGAAUUUCUCAGAUGCCCUUGCGGUAUGGGAUGAACCCCCAUCAGACUCCUGCCCAGUUGUAUACGCUGAAGCCCAAACUUCCCAUCACAGUUCUCAAUGGAGCCCCAGGAUUCAUAAACUUGUGUGACGCUUUGAACGCCUGGCAGCUGGUGACAGAACUGAGAGGAGCAGUAGGCAUUCCAGCCGCCGCUUCUUUCAAGCACGUCAGCCCAGCAGGUGCUGCUGUUGGGGUUCCACUCAGUGAGGACGAGGCCAGAGUCUGCAUGGUCUAUGACCUCUACCCGACCCUCACGCCCCUGGCCAUUGCAUAUGCAAGAGCAAGAGGAGCUGAUAGAAUGUCUUCAUUUGGAGAUUUUGUUGCAUUAUCUGACAUUUGUGAUGUCCCAACUGCAAAAAUUAUCUCCAGAGAAGUGUCAGAUGGUAUUGUUGCCCCGGGAUAUGAAGAUGAAGCCUUGAAAAUACUUUCUAAAAAGAAAAAUGGAAACUACUGUGUUCUUGAGAUGGACCAGUCCUACAAACCGGAUGAAAAUGAAGUUCGAACACUCUUUGGUCUUCGUUUAAGCCAGAAGAGAAAUAAUGGUGUCGUUGACAAGUCAUUAUUUAGCAAUAUUGUCACCAAGAAUAAAGAUCUGCCGGAGUCUGCACUCAGAGACCUCAUUGUCGCCACCAUCGCUGUCAAGUAUACUCAGUCUAAUUCGGUGUGCUAUGCCAAGGAUGGCCAGGUUAUUGGCAUCGGAGCAGGACAGCAGUCUCGGAUACACUGCACACGCCUUGCAGGUGACAAAGCAAACUCUUGGUGGCUCCGGCACCACCCACGAGUGCUGUCCAUGAAGUUUAAGGCUGGGGUGAAGAGAGCAGAAAUCUCCAAUGCCAUUGAUCAGUAUGUGACCGGCACCAUUGGUGAGGGUGAAGACCUGGUGAAAUGGGAAGCACUGUUCGAAGAGGUUCCUGAGUUACUCACGGAGGCAGAGAAGAAAGAAUGGGUGGACAAGCUGAGUGGCGUGUCUGUCAGCUCCGACGCCUUCUUUCCUUUCAGGGAUAAUGUGGACCGAGCUAAAAGGAGUGGUGUGGCCUACAUUGUCGCUCCAUCUGGAUCUACUGCUGACAAGGUUGUGAUUGAGGCGUGCGACGAACUGGGGAUCGUCUUGGCUCAUACGGAUCUCCGGCUCUUCCACCACUGACCUUAGCUGUCAUUGUUUCCUGGUCGUAGAUAAUCAUGUGUGGGGUCUUGGAAGUCCCUCUAGAAGAGUCAUUUGUAUCUUAAUAUUUGGGUGUAUGGUUUAGUAGUUGGCUCAUACUUAUUUGAAAGGUACAGCUUUCUAGCCUAAGACACCACGUGCGAGGUUUGUUUCUGCAAAACCUGAAGGCAUCCCUCCCUCCUGGAGCCAGCUUUCAGGAAAAGUCCCUGUGAGACACCUAAGUACAGGUAACCAGGAGAAACCACGCUGCCUUAUGAUGACACGCCCCCCUACCCCACCCUCCACCCCCACCCCGGCGGAGGGCUCUCCCCAGGGCUCCUUUCUUCCAGCCUCUCAGCACCUUAGCUGUUUGCCUCCAAGUAUCCCCUGGGAGCUGGAUCCUUUGCUAGAUCUAGAUAACUGUUCUUCCUUUCCCCAGAACUGCUUAAAACCUCUGUUGCCUACUUAGUACUGUUUGGUAUAAACCUAUAAAGGAGAGCUUUUCACCCAAAGUGAGCAGAUAUGGACGGGAGUGUUGGGGGGUGGGGGGCAUGGUGGUGAGAACCUCCCUGUACCAGGCAGGACAUAACUGGGUCUCUGUCCCUGUGGCUGUGGUCCUCACUGUUCACACAGGAUGCCUGUGGUCAGUCAGCCUUAGGUUAGUUUUGCCUUCUUUCCAAUCCUCUAAAUAAACUUUAAAAGUUUUA